AUGGACGCCUCUUCGCGCUCGAGAGCAGAUACGUCGAAGCAGUCGGAUCAAGGAGCUCCACCGAGCCCUUGGAAGCCAACUCAGCCACUUUUCCAGGGCGAUCCGAACGCAGAUGUCAUCCUACAGUCAAUGGAUGAAUUCGAGUUCCGCGUCCAGAAGAACAUCCUGGUGAUCGUCUCCCCACUCUUUCGCGACAUGUUCAGCGUGGGCGGACCAAGCGAAAGGGUACCGACGGAGGAGACAACGCAGAUCCCUGAGCUACGCGCUGUUCCGAUGCUGGAGGAGACAGGCGACGUCGUCGAGAAGCUGCUGCAGCUGUGCUACCCCGGCCCGCUCGAACCCCCAACGUGGAGUGGUGCAACAGAUGUUUACCCCGUCCUAGCAGCGGCUAUCAAAUACCAAGUCGAAGGUGUGGUGGGCGUGCUCAGAAAAGCCUUGGUCUCACGGAAAUUCUUGGAGGAAGAACCUUUGCGUGUUUUUGCAAUGGCGUGCAGAGCCCGCUUGCAGGAGGAAGCUCGAACGGCGGCGCAACAGACCUUGAGAAUAUCUGACAUAGGCAUGUCACAGGAGAUCGACGAAUUCCAGUUCAUAUCUGGACGUACCUUCUACCGCCUGUUAAAAUAUCGCUCUGAAUGCAGAACUGCCGCCCCGACGGUUGUAGCUAAUGGAGAGAGCAUGGCUUGGGACACGAGGAGGGACUGGGUCUGGAUAGCGUGCAAGGCCUCCAACGGAGCAUGUGCCGCAAAACAUAGGACUUCCAUCGAGUCCAUCCAUUAUCACUGCGGAGUAUCGGGAUGGUGGAAUAAUUAUUGCUCCCAAGCUGUUUCAGCUCUAGAUGCCUCACCCCGGGGGGAGUCUGUUACUGCUGCAGCCAUCCUAACGCCUGCUCUCUCCGAAGCACUGAAGUGCACAUACUGCUCUUCCAAGGCUUUACAACACCUGCAAGAAUUCAGCGGCUUGCUUGCCCAGGAAGUCGACAAGAAGACCAGGGAGAUCGCCGAUACCUAUGACUUCUGCGCCUAA
This is a messenger RNA of Gloeophyllum trabeum ATCC 11539, 1023 nucleotides long. RefSeq lists its product as uncharacterized. The coding region runs from base 1 to 1023 and encodes 340 amino acids. Lineage: Eukaryota; Fungi; Basidiomycota; Agaricomycetes; Gloeophyllales; Gloeophyllaceae. Gene Ontology annotation, molecular function: protein binding. The record is from RefSeq and is a predicted model, not a curated record. The transcript has 3 exons.